Amaranthus tricolor (Joseph's coat) is the source of this 2771-nucleotide messenger RNA. RefSeq names its product lysine-specific demethylase JMJ26. Bases 97 to 2628 code for a protein of 843 amino acids. Gene Ontology annotation, cellular component: chromatin; histone deacetylase complex. Gene Ontology annotation, molecular function: histone H3K9 demethylase activity; transcription coregulator activity; chromatin DNA binding. Lineage: Eukaryota; Viridiplantae; Streptophyta; Magnoliopsida; Caryophyllales; Amaranthaceae. The record is from RefSeq and is a predicted model, not a curated record. The transcript has 13 exons. Gene Ontology annotation, biological process: regulation of transcription by RNA polymerase II.
UCUUUUUAUAUUUUAUUGCAUUUCAUAAAAAUACACUUUUCAGUUUUCGCUUAAUCUUUACCUACCUUUUUCUCUCUUACAUUAAAAUUCUAGAAAAUGGCGGGUUUAGUUGCGAAUAAUCGUCACCUGAAUAUGCAAAAGGGGGUUAUAAAUUCAUUUGAUUUCUCCAUGAAACGGAAGCUAGGAGAAUUUUUACAACCAGAAGUCGAACAAAAUAAAGAAAUUCAUGAUAAAGAAGAUUGUGCCCUAAAGCAUCGUCGUGUUUCUAAUUUGGUUGAAGAUUCUUGGUCUGAUAGUUCAGAGGAAGGUAAUUGUGAAAUAGAUGACGAGACAGACGACAUGGAUUAUGAGAUCUCGAAGGUUAAAAGGAGUAAACCAAAGAGUAAUCUGGCAAAAAAGAAGAAAAGCAACAGAUCAGUGGCUAUGAAAACUAUCAUUGUGGGCAAAACUAAGCAUUUUGAGCCUAAUAAUUGUGUAAAUGUGGUUGAUCGUACGAGUGAACCAUCUCCUUCCUUUCAACUGAUUUCUUCCUCUCAAACCUCAACCAAUUCUUCAUCGAGCACUGAUUGUGAUGAUAAAUGGGCGGAAAUCUCGACCAACAAAUUAAUGAGAAAACAAAAAAAGCAGUUCAAUUGUCAUCAGUGCAGGAAAAGUGAUAGACGUGCUGUUAUUCCAUGCCUCAAGUGUUACAUGCAAUAUUGUUUAAGAUGUGUUAACCAGUGGUAUCCUGAAUUAUCUGAGGAGGAUAUAGCACAAGCCUGCCCGUUCUGUCGAAACAUUUGUAAUUGUUAUCAGUGUCUGCAUUCAGCAGAUAUAGUCAAGAUACCAACGGGACAAGUCCUCCCACGAGAUGAGGAAGAACAACUCACUUAUCUGGUUGAAUCAUUGUUGCCAUUCAUAAGACAGAUAAAUGUUGAGCAGUUUCGAGAAUUAGAGCUCGAAUCUAACAUAUUAGGUGUUAUCGUGAGCGAAGAUCGCAUACAAGAGACAUCGUGCACUGACGAUGAGCGUGUUUACUGUAAUCAAUGUGCAACUUCGAUAUUUGAUCUUCAUAGAAGUUGUCCGAAGUGUUGUUAUGAGUUGUGCUUGAGUUGUUGUCAAGAGAUUCGUCAAGGGAAGCUCUUAGGGGGUCCUGAAAUAGUUCCACAUCAAUAUACUUCAAGGGAUUUUGAUUACAUGCAUGGUGAAGAUCCUAUACCAAGUUGUUCGCCCCGUUCUACUGAAUCUGUCAGUGCACCAAGUUUAUGGAUCGCUAAUGAUAAUGGUAGUAUUCCCUGUCCAUCAAAAGAUCGCGGAGGUUGUGGCGAUGGAGUUCUGGAAUUGAGGAGAAUUCUUCCUAUAUAUUGGACUCAAAGCUUGCAAGCUAGGGCAGAAUUGCUUGUAAAAGACAAGAGUACUAAGCAAACUCUUUCAAGACGGUGUGAAGCACGAUCUCCUAGAAAUUCAAAUGAUCAUUUGUAUUGUCCAUCUUCCAAAGAAAUACUUGCUUCGGAUGGAAUAAUUCAGUUCAGGAAACAUUGGGCCAAUGGUGAACCUGUGAUUGUUCGAGAUACCUUGAACCAAACACUUGGUUUAAGCUGGGAGCCGAAGGUGAUGUCACGAGCACUUUGUGAAAAAACGGAUUCUAUUAUUCGAGCGAUGGAUUGUUUAUCUAACUGUGAGGUAGAAAUUAGUACUAGAGAUUUUUUCAAGGGAUACAUGGAAGGUAGAAAAUAUGAAAAUUUGUGGCCCGAGAUGUUGAAGCUUAAAGAUUGGCCUCCAUCCGACAAGUUUGAAAAUCUUUUACCCCGGCAUUGUGAUGAAUUUAUUAGUGCAUUGCCAUUUCACGAGUACACAGAUCCUAGAAGCGGUAUUCUUAACCUCGCUACUCAAUUGCCUUCAAACAUCCUUAAACCUGAUCUGGGGCCAAAGACUUACAUAGCUUAUGGAAUUGCACAAGAGCUUGGACGAGGAGAUUCUGUGACUAAGCUUCACUGUGACAUGUCUGAUGCAGUAAACAUCUUAAUGCACACGGCUGAUGUUUCUUUAGAUGACGAUCAAUUAGCAGCAAUUGACACGAUAAAAAAGAAACACAAAGCUCAAGAUCGAAGAGAGCUACAAUCCUCCCGAGUGGUUGAUGAAGAGUUCAAUCUUGACUCGUGUGUUUCAACAGAAAACGGCGCUGCUCUAUGGGACAUUUUUAGGAGGGAAGAUGUACCAUUCCUAGAAGAUUACUUGAGGAAGCACUACAAGGAGUUCAGAGACGCUUAUUGCUCUCCUGUGGAACAGGUCAUCCAUCCCAUACACGAUCAAUCAUUCUACUUGACCUUAGAGCAUAAACGAAAACUGAAAGCGGAAUAUGGGGUUGAAGCUUGGACGUUUGAACAGAGGCUCGGAGAGGCAGUAUUCAUACCUGCUGGUUGUCCCCAUCAGGUCCGAAACCUCAAGUCUUGCACAAAAGUAGCAGUAGAUUUUGUAUCGCCAGAAAACCUUGGACAGUGUCUCCAACUCACAGAGGAGUUCCGAAAACUACCAAAAUUCCAUAGGGCUCGAGAAGACAAACUCGAGAUUAAGAAGAUGAUUCUUCAUUCAGCCAACAAAGCAGUCGGACGUCUAGAAAAAUUGACUUUUGGGUUCUCGUUUUAUUAGUAGUAACGCUCCAUUUGAGUCUCAGUUUUGUAUAGUAGAAAAUUUUUGCUGGUACUAAAUUGGUACCUGGAUAAUAUGAUGUAUAUUCAAUUUAUGAAAUAAUUUUCUCAAUAGAUGCAGAAAAUAUUUUAUUUUCUCUAAAA